This is a messenger RNA of Blepharisma stoltei, 1406 nucleotides long. NCBI's taxonomy places the organism in Eukaryota, Ciliophora, Heterotrichea, Heterotrichida, Blepharismidae. The record is from the annotation of a GenBank genome assembly.
AUGGGACUUUCUUUUCUUCUCCUUAUACUGUCUUCUGCUUUUGCAUUGAACAAUGGGCUUGGGAAAACCCCUCAAAUGGGCUGGUCUACAUGAAACCACUUCGCUUGUAACAUAAACGCAACAGUCAUUACUUCUGCAGCAAGUGCAAUGGUUUCUUCAGGUCUCAGCGCAAAAGGUUAUCAAUAUAUAAACAUUGAUGACUGUUGGGCUCUUCACCAAAGAAACGCGAACGACCAACUAGUCCCAGAUCCAACCAAGUUCCCACAAGGAAUUUCUGGAGUUGCUAACUAUGUCCAUUCUUUAGGCUUGAAGCUUGGAAUUUAUUCAGACGCUGGAACCAAUACAUGUCAAGGGCAGCCUGGCUCACUAGAUAAUGAACAAACUGAUGCAAAUUCUUUUGCGUCUUGGGAAAUUGAUUACUUAUAUCAAUAUAAAUAACCGUUAUUAUAUAAUAACUAUAAAAUAGAAUUUUUUAUUUACAUAAUAAAUGGGUAUAAAAUAUGACAAUUGCAACAACCAAAAUGUCCCUCCAAAAGUGCGAUAUACAGAUAUGAGAGUCGCCCUAUCUCAAUGCGGCAGGUCAAUUUUCUAUUCUAUAUGUGACUGGGGAGAGGGCGAUGUCUGGACAUGGGGAAACAUCACAGGAAACAGCUGGCGAACAACUCAAGAUAUCAAGGAUGUAUGGCAGAGUAUGAUGCUUAAUUUCUAUUUAAAUUCCAUGCACUCACAAUAUGCAGGACCUGGAGGCUGGAAUGACCCUGAUAUGCUAGAAGUAGGAAACGGAGGCAUGAAUUUUGAAGAAUACAAAAGCCACUUUUCGCUUUGGGCUUUAUCCAAAGCGCCACUUAUUAUUGGGUGUGAUUUGACUCAAAUGUCUAACGAGACCUUAUAUAUUUUGGGAAAUUCUGAUGUAAUUGCGAUUAAUCAAGAUCCAUUAGGAAUUCAGGCAACUUGCAGACUGGCUUGUGACUAUCAAAAUUACCUUACUGGGGUCGAUGUACAAGUAUGGGCUGGGCAGCUGUCUGGAGGCAGCCAAGUGGUUGCACUUAUGAAUUGGAGCGUUUUGAAGAGGAAUUAUCAUUUAAAUUUGAGGGAUAUCGCUAUUACUGGUAAUGCUACAAUUUAUGAGUUGUGGGAUAAGACUACCACGAGUGGGAAUUUCAUUGCAGCAACUGGGAUACCGCCUCAUGGGAUUGUUGUCCAUUCUCUCUGCAUUUUUUGAUAAUUUGGUAUUUGCUUUGAGGCAAUUUAGAAAAAUUUUCAUCAGACAUCUAUUUAGAAAACCCUGCUAUUUCCUAAAAAUUACCUGAUAAGAAAAAAAUGCAGCCAAAUCCCUAACAAUAUCUAUUUCAAAAAAUCAUGCACCGCAUGGGAUCAAGAUUUAUAAGGUUACACCUACAAGUUAA